GGUGAUCAGGGAAUUCCCGGAGACCGAGGCCCACAAGGUGAACAGGGAAAGCCAGGCCUUCCAGGCAUGAAGGGAGCCGUAGGUCCUGUGGGGCCACCUGGAGACAAAGGCUCUGUGGGAUCCCCCGGGCACCAAGGCCCUCCUGGCAUUCCGGGCGUCCCCGGCACUCCAGCUGAUGCCGUUUCAUUUGAAGAAAUAAAGAAGUAUAUUAAUCAAGAGGUACAAAGGAUUUUUGAAGAGAGGAUGGCUGUGUUCCUCUCCCAACUCAAGCUACCAGCGGCAAUGUUGGCUGCUCAAGCUCACGGGAGGCCUGGGCCACCAGGAAAGGAUGGGUUACCUGGGCCACCAGGAGACCCUGGACCUCAAGGCUACCGAGGACAGAAAGGAGAAAGAGGGGAACCUGGAAUUGGGCUUCCAGGGAGUCCAGGUCUCCCUGGGACUUCAG
Messenger RNA from Myotis lucifugus (little brown bat), 445 nucleotides. Its product is annotated as collagen alpha-1(XIX) chain-like. The annotation marks the transcript as partial. NCBI's taxonomy places the organism in Eukaryota, Metazoa, Chordata, Mammalia, Chiroptera, Vespertilionidae. The record is from RefSeq and is a predicted model, not a curated record. The transcript has 4 exons.